CUCUAUCCGUGUCUCAAAACAAUAACAAAUCUGACACCCAACGAAUCUGUCACUGGUUGUUGUGAAUUUCUGUGCAUCGGACGCUAGUGAAAAUAGGUGAAAAUGUUUCCUUAAAUUUGUAAAUUUAGCAACAAAAUGGACAAGCUAACUACGAUCAGUGCCGCGCUAUUUAUGGCGGCCGACGUGUGUGCCAUAGUGAGUCUCGCAAUGCCCGAUUGGAUUGUGACUAGCGUGGGAGGGGAAACUCGCCUGGGAUUGAUGUGGACCUGUAUGACUUUGUACAAUAGGCCACAGGUUUGCUUUACGCCGGAACUUCAGCCCGAAUGGCUGAUAUCACUUAUCUGCAUCUUUGUGGGCUGCAUUUGCAUCACCACUACCAUCAUUCUGCUCGCGUCCAGUAACUGGGAUCGGAACGUGAUUCCCUACGCCAGAUGGGUUGGUUUCACAGCAAUGGUGCUUUUCUGUCUGGCUGCGGUGAUCUUUCCGCUAGGAUUCCAUGUUGAUGAAAUUGGAGGUCAACCGUACCAUUUGCCACAUUCGCAUCAAGUGGGUAUUUCGUACAUCAUGUUUGUACUCGCUCUUUGGAUUACGGUUAUUUCGGAACUGUUUGCCGAAAAGGUUUGCCUGCCGCAAUUCUAAGCACUGACAUGGAUGUACAUAAGAAUACCAAAUAUACUUGCACAGUAUUUUUUUCAACUGAGGUAAUCUCUAUAGUUUCUAAUUUGUGGAAUUGAAUUUAGUUUUGUUAGGUUUAUUUUACGUAACGAUUAGAUGAAUAUUUUUAUUGGGAAUAAAAACGUGAUAUGAAUUUAAA
Armigeres subalbatus is the source of this 814-nucleotide messenger RNA. RefSeq lists its product as uncharacterized. Gene Ontology annotation, biological process: negative regulation of smoothened signaling pathway. The record is from RefSeq and is a predicted model, not a curated record. Bases 136 to 639 code for a protein of 167 amino acids. The transcript is spliced from 3 exons. Gene Ontology annotation, cellular component: Golgi apparatus; ciliary membrane. NCBI's taxonomy places the organism in Eukaryota, Metazoa, Arthropoda, Insecta, Diptera, Culicidae.